Messenger RNA from Dalotia coriaria, 502 nucleotides. RefSeq lists its product as uncharacterized. The record is from RefSeq and is a predicted model, not a curated record. The transcript is spliced from 2 exons. NCBI's taxonomy places the organism in Eukaryota, Metazoa, Arthropoda, Insecta, Coleoptera, Staphylinidae. Bases 144 to 398 code for a protein of 84 amino acids.
UAAUUUAAUGUACUGUAAACAACACGCAUGAGAUUCACGAGGACUAUAAAAGUGGUCAGAUGUCAGACCGUUGCCAUCACAUCUCAACCACAACUCCUUGGAACAAACUCAGCAAGAAAAAAAACUUUGUUUAAUCAUCCAACAUGAGCAAAUUAUUGGCUUUGUUUGCUGUCCUCCUGGUUGUGACAAUGGCGUUUGCUAAUCCUGCACCAGAACCAGUGCCUGAAGCUGAUCCAGGUUAUGGAUAUGGUCAUGGACAUGGACACGGUGGAUAUGGACAUGGUGGCUAUGGGGGUGGUCAUGGCGGUUACGGACAUGGUCAUGGAGGAUAUGGACAUGGCGGUUACGGACAUGGUGGAUAUGGACAUGGACAUCAUGGUGGACAUCACCACUACUAAAAUUAUUACUAACGUUUAAUUUAUGAAAAUCAAUUAAUUAUGUUGACGUAUAUUUUGUACAAAAUUUCCAGCUUGUAAAUUCGCAAUAAAAAUAUUGAAUUUAA